AAGCGCCGCCGGGUAAGCGGCGGGGGCGUGUACUCGGCAUCUCUCCUCGUGUAGUUACCUGAGAAACGCGGAAAGUUGGGCCCCGGCUCCGCGGCAACGGCUGCCGAGGUGGUUUUAUUCCCCUACAAGAAAGCCGAGCUUGUCCGUGGACCUCGACCCUAAGGCCGAGUCGGUCUCUGGCGCGGCGCAAUGGAGGUAGUGGAGGCCGCCGCCGCUCAGCUGGAAACUCUGAAAUUCAAUGGCACCGGCCUUGGGGUUGGCGAAGAUCCAGCGGUGCCUCGUCCGGGCUCUGCGCCUGCGCCUGGGCCCCGGCCGCCGCUACAACUGUGUGAAGGGUCCCCGGACACCGGGCAGGUCGUGGAGGAUACCCCUGCCGGGGAGCAGCCGCUGCAGCCUGCUCUGAGCGCCACCGCGGGCGGCACCCCCAUGCCGCAGCAGCCGCAGACACAGCCGCCGCUCUGCGCGGACUGCGUCACCGGCCCGGGCGCCGCAGAGCCGGCGCUCACCCCGGACUCCUUGGAGACCUCGGACUCGGAUUCCGACUCAGACAGUGAAAUAGAUUCAGAUAGUUCAAGCUCAUCCUCUUCCUCAUCGUCUUCAUCAUCAUCUUCCUCAUCGUCUUCCUCUUGUGUAUCACUUCCUCCAGCACUGUCAGAUGGAGAAGAUGAUCUGCAAGUGGAGAAAGAAAAUAAGAGUCUUCCUCUUAAAACAAAAGAUGAGUUACUUCUUAAUGAGCUACCUUCUGUAGAAGAACUCACUAUUAUUCUGCCUGAAGAUAUUGAAUUAAAGCCUCUUGGGGUGGUUUCAAGCAUUAUUGAACAACUAGUAAUAAUUGAAUCAGUGACUAACCUACCUCCAGUUAAUGAGGAGACGGUAAUUUUUAAAAGUGAUCGACAAGCCGCAGGAAAGAUAUUUGAGAUAUUUGGACCUGUUGCACAUCCAUUUUAUGUGCUACGGUUUAAUUCUUCAGAUCAUAUUGAGACUAAAGGUAUUAAAAUAAAAGAGACUAUGUAUUUUGCUCCAUCAAUGAAAGACUUCACCCAAUAUAUAUUCACAGAAAAACUUAAACAGGAUAGGGGAUCGGAUGCAUCAUGGAAGAACGAUCAGGAACCACCACCAGAGGCUUUAGAUUUCAGUGAUGAUGAAAAAGAAAAAGAAGCCAAACAGAGGAAAAAGUCUCAGAUUCAAGGCCGGAAAAAACUCAAAUCUGAAUUUAAUGAGUCAAGUGAAGAUUUUGCUGAAGUACAUCAGAAUUGGAAUGCUCAUAGCUCUGCUUCAGAGCAUUCCAAAGGCUAUCGCAACAGAGAAUUCACACGAGGAUUUUCCAGGGGUAGUUACCCUCGGUCUUGCCAUGGUAGGCCUCCACCUCCACAGUUUUAUAACUCAGAACACACAGUAUCUCAGGAGACUUCAGGAUUUCCGCCUCAGAGACAAGAUAAUCCUGUUAUACCACAAUACCCCUUUCCUCCUCCAAUGUUUGACAUGCAUAAUUUUUCACUACCCCCACCCCCGCCGCCCCCACCCCCAUCUGUAAACAUGGGUUGGGGGGCAGCAACCAUGGCGCCUCAUCCAUUACUUAACUUACCAUACUCCCUGCUGCCACCCCCCGCCCCCUCCCCCACUGCCUCCUCCACCCUCUUCUGGAGACAGUAAUUCUUCUCAUUUUGGGCCAUACUAUUAGGUGAAUGUAUACAUUUCUAGAGAAAUGUGGACUUUCAUAUUAUAUGGUAAGGAUUUUUUUUUUUUAAAGAAAAGAAAGUGAUUAUAGAGCUAGAUUUUUAAAAGCACUGUAAAGUAUUAAAUGAUUCCUUCAGUUGUAAGUUGAUAUGUAUUUGUAGCCUUUGUGAAUCAACUUCUAGGGAGAAAAUUCAAUUAUGUAAUAUUUAAUUAAAACUUUGCCUCCAUGCCUUCCCCCACCCAGUUAAACAAUAUGUAUAAUAGUGGAUAUGGAACCAGUUUCAUCAUGAAUUAAAAUAUAUUGUACACAUUGAUUUUCUUGGUAUAAUCUGGAAAUAAGAUGUUGAAGUCCUGUUGAGAGUCUUUAAAAUAAAGUAUUUUUAUAAAUUUA
This is a messenger RNA of Lemur catta (Ring-tailed lemur), 2068 nucleotides long. RefSeq names its product nuclear assembly factor 1 ribonucleoprotein (gene NAF1). Gene Ontology annotation, molecular function: RNA binding. Gene Ontology annotation, biological process: box H/ACA snoRNP assembly; pseudouridine synthesis; ribosome biogenesis. The record is from RefSeq and is a predicted model, not a curated record. Gene Ontology annotation, cellular component: sno(s)RNA-containing ribonucleoprotein complex. The transcript has 8 exons. Bases 190 to 1653 code for a protein of 487 amino acids. NCBI's taxonomy places the organism in Eukaryota, Metazoa, Chordata, Mammalia, Primates, Lemuridae.